Messenger RNA from Arachis duranensis, 2012 nucleotides. RefSeq names its product lysM domain receptor-like kinase 4. The record is from RefSeq and is a predicted model, not a curated record. The transcript has a single exon. NCBI's taxonomy places the organism in Eukaryota, Viridiplantae, Streptophyta, Magnoliopsida, Fabales, Fabaceae. Gene Ontology annotation, molecular function: ATP binding; protein kinase activity. Gene Ontology annotation, biological process: protein phosphorylation. The coding region runs from base 46 to 1965 and encodes 639 amino acids.
UCCAUCACCUUGUUCUUCCAUAUCCUUCCCUCUUCCUCACUCAGAAUGCAAUCCUUUACCAUCAUUAUCCAUGUCCUCACCUUGUCCUUAUUGUAUCAUUUCUAUGUGAUUCUAGCUCAGCAACCUUACAUUGGUGUGGCCACAAAUGCAUGUUCCCAAACUCUUAACUCAAAUUCAAUCCUUGGUUACACUUGCAAUGGCUUGAAACCUAGUUGCCAAUCUUACCUUACCUUCAAGUCUCAAAUCAACUACAACUCUGUUCCUACAAUUUCUUCUUUGUUAAACAUUGAUCCCACCCAGCUUUCCAAAGCGAAUUCCGUUUCCCAGAACGCAACCUUUGAAAUAAACAAGCUGGUGAUUGUUCCUGUAAACUGUUCCUGUUUUGCUAAUCAGUAUUAUCAGUAUAACACUUCUUAUAAGGUCCAAAGUGGAGACAACUAUUUCAUCAUUGCUAACAACACUUUUGAAGGCCUUUCAACAUGUCAAGCAAUGAAGGAUCAAAACAAAAUCGAUGAGUUAAAGCUUUCACCCGGUGAUAAACUUAGAGUUCCUCUUAGAUGUGCUUGUCCUACAAAGAAUCAAACAGAGAAAGGUUUCAAGUACCUAUUGAGUUACUUAAUUUCCUUUGGAGAUGAUGUUUCUCAAAUCAGUGAAAGAUUUGGUGUCACCAUUGAAACAAUUCUUGAAGCUAAUAGCCUUUCUUCACAGAAACCAACCAUCAAUCCUUUUACCACACUUUUGGUUCCCCUUCAAGAAAAGCCAUCAAGUUCACAAACGGUUAUGACUCCACCGCCUCCGUCUCUGUCGCCAUCGCCACCGCCUCCGUCUUCUUCUGGUGGAAGUUCAAGCAAGACUUGGGUCUAUGUGGUUGUCGGAGUUGUCGGAGGUGUAGUCUUAGUCUUAGUUUUAGUCCUCUUCUCCAUCAUUUUCAGGAAGCAUUUUAUCAGGAAGAAGAAGAAAGGCAAUUCUGUGAUUGUGUCCAAGAGCUUUGAAGCAAUUGAGAAACAACAGGGGAAGAAGUUGGAGGAAGAUUCAGAAACAUUGUCAGAGAUCAUAUCCGACAUAGCACAAUCAUUCAAGGUUUACAGAUUCAAGGAACUGCAGAGUGCAACAAAUGAUUUCAGUUCCGAAUUCUUGAUCAAAGGGUCGGUGUAUCGCGGCCUUAUAAACAGAGAUUUAGCUGCAAUCAAGAAGAUAAACAGAGAUGUGUCUAAAGAGGUACAAUUGCUGAACAAAGUGAAUCAUUCUAACGUGAUUCGCCUCUCCGGCGUUAGCUUCAACGAGGGACAUUGGUAUCUUGUUUAUGAGUAUGCUGCUAAUGGACCAUUGAGUGAUUGUAUUUUCAUGGAAAAUGGACAGUUCUUGAGUUGGAAACAGAGAAUAAAAAUUGCAUUGGAUGUGGCCACAGGACUUGACUAUCUUCACAGUUUCACUUCUCCACCUUUUAUCCACAAGGAUUUAAAAUGUGACAACAUUCUUCUAGACGCUGAUUUCAGGGCGAAGAUUGCCAACUUCGGCCUCGCCCGGUCGAUACAAGGCGAGGAAGACGAAUUUUCGAUGACAAGGCACAUAGUGGGGACAAGAAAUUACAUGGCUCCUGAGUAUUUGCAGAAUGGUAUAGUGUCUACAAAGCUUGAUGUCUACGCAUUUGGGGUUAUGGUGGUGGAAAUACUCUCUGGAAGAGAGGUUGCUGCUAUCUACGAGGAAUAUGACAAGAAGAAUUUAGAAGAAAUUUUAAGCAGCAUAGUUAAAGAGGAAGGUGAUCAUGGAAAACUAAAGGAAUUUAUGGAUCCGUUAUUGAAAGGAAAUUAUGCAACGGAGCAUGCUGUGUUUAUUAUUGGAAUGAUUGAAAAAUGUAUAAAGAAAGAUCUAGCUAGUCGACCUUCAAUGCAAGACAUUGUGUCAUCUUUGUCCAAAGCAUUGGACUCAUUGAACUGGGAAUCCUCGGUUAAUAUCUCAGGAUAGCAGGGCUUUAGCUAAAAAAAGAAAUUGAUGUUGUGACUUUUGACAAA